Molecule: messenger RNA, 652 nt
Organism: Anopheles maculipalpis
Lineage: Eukaryota; Metazoa; Arthropoda; Insecta; Diptera; Culicidae
Gene: Den1
Product: sentrin-specific protease 8
Exons: 1
Coding region: 2-652 (216 amino acids)
Biological process (GO): proteolysis
Molecular function (GO): cysteine-type peptidase activity; deNEDDylase activity
Source: RefSeq, a predicted model, not a curated record
GAUGUCUUCGUACCGGAACGAUGAAGUGGCGCUCAGCUAUCACGAAUCGUGUCUCCGCCUGUCGGACGUGGAUCUGCUCAAGGGUCCGUACUGGCUGAACGAUCAAAUCAUCUCGUUCUACUUCGAGUACCUCGAGAAGCACAUAUUUGAAAACGAGCACGACCUGCUGUUCGUCAGCCCGGAAGUGACCCAGUGCAUACGGAUGGUAGCGCAGGACGAGGUCGGCAUCUUUCUGGAACCGUUGCGCGCCCAAGAGCGAGCGUUUGUGUUUUUUGCACUGAACGACAACCAGGCCGCGGAUCGGGCCGGUGGUUCACACUGGAGUCUGUUGGUGUUUUCCCGUCCCGAGAAAGCCUUCUACCAUUUCGAUUCGUCUCGCAAUGCCAACUCGGAAUACGCUCGCCAUCUGGUGACGGUGCUGAAGCGGGCCCUUUACUGCCCGGAUGCACAGCUACGCACCGGGGACUGUUUGCAACAGAGCAACGGGUACGAUUGUGGUGUCCAUGUGCUGUGUACGGUGGACGUGGUGGCACAGCAGAUUCGCAAAAGUGGCAAAAUCGAGGGUGUCCGUAGUGCCCGGUACGAUGUGAUACGCUCCAAGCGGGAGGAACUGCUGGGAAUUAUUGUCAACUUGGGUGGGCGGAUUAAGUAG